AUGUCGCGAGUUACACCUUCUCUGCCCCUCAAGGCACGUGUCACACCAUUGGCCUUCCAACUGCAAGCUCGCCGAACGUUCGCCGCCUCGAGCAUACAUCGAGACCAGGUUGAGAAGGAACCCGCAACGUUGAAGACGCCCCGAACAGAAGCUCGCGGGAGACCUCUCAAUCAUGCACAGAAACGUUUCCUUGAGUCUGCCUUGCGUGUAAAUCAUGCCGGCGAGCUCGCUGCGACCCUGAUCUACACCUCGCAAACACCACCCAUCGUCAAGGCACAUCCUCAUCUCCGACCUCUGAUGAAGCACAUGUAUGAUCAAGAAGCCGGCCAUUUCACCAAGUUCAACGAACUGUUGGCGAAGCACCGCAUAAGACCGACCGCAAUGUAUCCCAUGUGGCAGGCUGCGGCAACAGUUCUUGGCUGGAGUACAGGGGUGAUGGGUAGAGAGGCUGCAAUGGCUUGCACCGAGGCUGUGGAGACGGAGAUUGGUGAUCAUUACAACAAUCAGGUCAGAGAGCUGUUGAGUUGGUUCAAGGACAUGGAGGAGAGAGGAGAGGAGCCGGGCGAGGAGUUGAGAGAGUUGGUAACGGACAUUAGGAGAAUCCGAGAUGAGGAGCUGGAGCAUCUUGAUCACGCGGUGGAGAACGAUGCAAAGGAGGCGAAUCCGUAUGAGCUCCUGACAGGAGUCAUCCGAGCGGGAUGCAGAGGUGCGAUCUGGGUGAGCGAGAGGGUCUGA
This is a messenger RNA of Fulvia fulva, 735 nucleotides long. RefSeq names its product 5-demethoxyubiquinone hydroxylase, mitochondrial. Lineage: Eukaryota; Fungi; Ascomycota; Dothideomycetes; Mycosphaerellales; Mycosphaerellaceae. Gene Ontology annotation, biological process: ubiquinone biosynthetic process. Bases 1 to 735 code for a protein of 244 amino acids. Gene Ontology annotation, molecular function: 3-demethoxyubiquinol 3-hydroxylase activity. The transcript has a single exon. The record is from RefSeq and is a predicted model, not a curated record. Gene Ontology annotation, cellular component: mitochondrial inner membrane.